AGUGUCUCGGGGCUCCAAGAGGGACCAGGCAGUCCUGAAACAGUUUACCCAGACUAUGGACGUCAUAUUUGGGGCUGCCAUCGGCGGAGCAGCGGGGGUCAGGCUGGGAGCCUCUAUCUCUCCUCUCUUCUCUGCUUCAUGUCCUCUUCUCUUUCUCUGAGGGCAGCGGAGGAACUUCACCGGCAGCUCCGGAGUAGCGCGGCCGGCCGGGAGUCUGUCUGUCGGGGUGUGUUUGAGGGAGGCGGGGGUGAAGAUGCGGAGCAGACCGCUGGUGACCUGAACUUCCUUCCUUUCCUUCCUGGCUGCUUCAGGCGUCAGGACCUUGCCCAUUCAGCAUAAUGCCACACUUCCCCGCCACCAAAAAAUCAAGUAAGACCAGUCCAGAGCCGCGGCGGGAGCUGGGAGCGGACGCAGCGGGCAAAAUGCGGACUGUGAGCCCGGUCUGAGCGCAGCAGUCUGCGGAGAGACGAGCCUAACGGGGCUGGAUGUGCAGCGGCAAGACUUUCUGCUUUACUGAAGGUUUCUGGAUCCAAAUGUCAAGUCAGAGAGAACCUUUGUUGUUGUGGAACCACCAGUGUGUGACGUGAAAGGAAAGGAAGCAAGGAAGAGGACGUCCAAUGCUAAUCCUCCGGUGUGUUGUACAUGGCUCUGUCAGCCUCGAGUGCCGUGAAGAGAGCUCUACCCGGUGGUAAAAAAAGAAGAGAGGGUGAAAAUGUGAUGAACUUUACUAAUGUUUCCCAGCUCAAUUAUGGACAGUGGCUGGUGAAGGAAUCAUAUUGCUAAAUGAGACCGUUGCUAUUGUGUCGGGGAGCUUAGGACAACUAAUUACCAAGGGAUUACUCAAGGCCUUCUUCAGCACCAGGCUGGACAUGCUGGUGUUAUUAAGCAACAUCCGAAAUCCAAUGACUGUUCUGUUGGAUUUUUUUGAAUCCUAAUUUCUUCUAAUUUCUUUUUUUUCUGAUCCGUUUGAAAUGGAGAUACAGUGGCGUUUGUGGAAUAAGGACUGGGCCUCCUUUAUACGGCCGUGGAUACCUAUACUGUUAGGCCUUCACCUCCAGUUCUCCCGGGCCUCCAACUGUCCCGAGGAGUGCCGCUGUGAUCGCACCUUUGUUUACUGCAACGAGCGGAGCCUGACCUCAGUGCCUCUGGGAAUCGGUGAAGGUUAUAAGACCCUUUACCUUCACAACAACCAAAUCAAUAAUGCUGGUUUUCCCUUGGAGCUCCAUCACGUGGCUUCAGUGGAAACUGUGUUUCUCUAUGGCAACCAGCUGGAUGAGUUCCCCAUCAACCUGCCCAAAAAUGUAAGGGUUCUCCAUCUACAGGAGAACAACAUUCAGACCAUCUCCAGAGCGGCUCUGGCUCAGCUUCUUUGGCUGGAGGAGCUACAUUUGGAUGAUAACUCCAUUUCUACUGUAGGUGUGGAGGAAGGGGCCUUCCGUGAGGCCAUAAGCCUGAAGAUGCUCUUUCUCACCAAAAACCACAUGAGCAGUGUGCCUAUUGGUCUUCCAGAUGAUCUAAAAGAGUUGCGAUUGGACGAGAACCGGAUUGCGGUUAUCGCAGAAGAAGCAUUUAGUAAUGUCACCCGCCUGCAGCGCCUCCUGUUGGACGGGAACCUGUUGACGGAUGAAGGGAUUGCACCAGGGACCUUUCAGAACCUGGUCACCCUUAGGGAGCUGUCCCUGGCCCGCAACUCGCUCACAUACCCUCCCCCGUUCCUCCCAGGGGAGGUGCUCAUCAAAUUAAACUUUCAGGAAAAUCAGAUAAACGGGAUCCCUGCCAGGGCAUUCGUAGGGUUGCACAAGCUGGAGCGGCUGGAUAUCUCUAACAACCAGCUGCAGUCGCUGACCGAGGGCGUCUUCGAUGGCCUCGUCAGUCUCAGACAGCUCACUGUUCGUAACAACCCUUGGCUGUGCGACUGCAGCAUCCAAUGGGUGGUGUCGUGGCUUAAAUCUCUGCCGGCCUCGCUCAACGUGCGCGGCUUCAUGUGCCAUAAACCCGAAAAGUUCCGAGGCAUGGUGAUCAGAGAGCUGAGUGCCGAGCUGGUCCAGUGCCCGCAGAGCACAGCGAUGCCAACGCUGUCCACUUCACCGGCUGACACUGCAUUGAUCCCAUCCCUGCCAUCCUCCUCAGACUCCCCCCUGGUCACUCAGUUUGUUUCCUCCUCUUCCUCCAGGCAGCCCUUUCCCACAUUUCCAACACUCUACCCUGUCUACUCAACCAGAGAGGGGGGGUUGAGGACUAAGCAACCUCUGGACCCCAGGAGGGAAACUUUGCAGGUCACGUUUGCCAUACUGAAUGGAUCGGCUAUCCACGUCAGCUGGGUGGCCGCUUUUCCAGUCACUGCCUACAAGGUGACCUGGGCCAGGAUGGGCCCCAGUCUGACAGGGGACACCGUCAGGGAGAGGAUGGUGGGUGGGAAACACCGGGGGAUCCGACUGGCUAACCUUGAGCCAAAGUCCACCUAUCGGAUCUGUGUCAUUCCCUUGGAUGCGUUCAAUAAUUACCGGCCCAAAGAUGAUACCGUGUGCACCGAGGCCAUGACCACAGCGGCCUCUUUCAGCCCCGACAACAACAAAAGACCGUCGGGGCCGGAGCAGGCCACACAACAGGAACCCAGCUCGCCUUUCUUGCUCGCUGGGCUGAUUGGCGGGGCCGUGAUUGUGGUGCUGGUGGCACUCCUCAGCAUCUUCUGCUGGCACAUGCACAAGAAGAGCCGCUCCAAGUCCUCCACCAAGUGGAAAUACAACCGGGGUCGGAGAAAAGAUGACUAUUGCGAGGCAGGCACCAAGAAAGAUAAUUCCAUCCUGGAAAUGACUGAGACUAGCUUCCAGGUAGUCUCACUUAACAACGAACAGCUCCUCAAGGGAGAUUUCCACAUUCAGCCUAUUUACACCCCUAAUGGGGGCAUCGGCUUCCGAGACUGCCCCCUGGAGAAUAACAGCACAGUUUACUGCAAGAACAAUGUUCAGGAUGCAGACUUUUGUGGCAAAUGAUGAUUUUGGAGAGCAUCAGGAGCAUUUUUACUGACAACUACACACACUUUACUAGACACUGUACAGUGUUAAUAGUAUUUGAAAACCUUGUGUCUUUAAGAAAUGUAAUUUAUACAACUAACUGGACAGUACGUUUUAUAAAACAACAUUGGAUUUAUAAGUUAUUGGUUUGGGGAGUUGUGCUGUUUGAGUUCUGUGCACACAGACAUGUACAAUCAGGAUUCAUUUAUUCCCAAGUAUUAUGGCUGGGUUUCAGUUUGAUUUUCAGUAAUAGUGAAUGAUUUUGAAGUCAUUGUAUACUGUAACCACGGCAGACACAGAAUCCACGAAACCAGCUGGUCGAUAUUCUGUAUGAGAGAAGGAGAAAAGAGACAGGCACAAAUCAGCCACACUCACCACUAGAAGGCAUAGUUUUCUGGAAACCAUACAGACCACAACACUCUUCUUGUGACUGUUUUCAAUCUAGUCACCACAGUUAUAUGGAACAUUUAUUUAAUUGCCGCUACAGUCAAUAGAGAUGCAAAUUAUUAGAUCCUGCCCUAGGAAGAGGACACAUUUUUAUGCAAAUGGGAUCUGUCUCGCUUCACAAGGAAAGGUAAAGGUCACACUCAUUAAACAUUCACAGAAAGGGGCAGGGCGCUGUGCUUUCGCCUGCUUUCCAAGAUUAAUACAUUACCACAGUUAAGGGGUCAUGUUGUUUGAUGGUGGGUGUCACAGAGUGAGCACCAAAGAAGCACAUCUGCCAUCUACUGUAAGUUUAACCCAUUAAGAACCAACUCUUUUCCCUUUGUUCAGCAAAACUAAUGUUAUGGUAAAAUAGUAUAUAUAUAUGUGCCUUGAAGUUAUCAGCUUACAAUGUCUUUUGAAUCCAUGUUUUUUGCACAAAAGGUGUACUGUAUAUAUACAUUCAUUUGAAUUGUUGUUGAGGAAAUCUCUUGUACCUGAUUAUUUAUUUAUCUGGUUACACAUUUAAUUAAAAACAUAUCUCCAAAAGUAAA
Molecule: messenger RNA, 3991 nt
Organism: Perca fluviatilis (European perch)
Lineage: Eukaryota; Metazoa; Chordata; Actinopteri; Perciformes; Percidae
Product: leucine-rich repeat transmembrane protein FLRT2
Exons: 2
Coding region: 972-2993 (673 amino acids)
Molecular function (GO): protein binding
Source: RefSeq, a predicted model, not a curated record